Molecule: messenger RNA, 1032 nt
Organism: Coniosporium apollinis CBS 100218
Lineage: Eukaryota; Fungi; Ascomycota; Dothideomycetes
Exons: 1
Coding region: 1-1032 (343 amino acids)
Biological process (GO): mitochondrial respiratory chain complex IV assembly; protein insertion into mitochondrial inner membrane from matrix
Cellular component (GO): mitochondrial inner membrane
Molecular function (GO): membrane insertase activity
Source: RefSeq, a predicted model, not a curated record
AUGCUAGUUCGCCGAUCCCUAGGCCGCCAAUCCUUCCUCCACCUCCCUCCGCAGCUUCGAACCACCCUCUAUCGCCAAUCUAUCCGUCCCUUCCACUUUCACAUCCCCCAGAUCCAAUUGCCCGACGUCUCCACCCACCUAGACCUCGCCUGCGCACUCCCUCAUGCCGCCCUCACCGCCCUCCACGCCACCGGCCUACCUUGGGUUAUAGUACUGCCCCUCUCCGCCUUCCUCAUCCGCGGCCUCAUCCUCGUUCCUGCGCUUUCAAUCCCCGCUCGGCGGGCCACGCAGCGUUGGCUUGAUAUCCACCCACUCAAGUCCGCCUGGUCCAACACCAUCCGGAGACGUGUGCUAAGAGACAGCGGAGACAAGGGACCCUCGCACGUGCAGCGAGAGGCGAACUUCAGAGCAGGGGCGAAAAAGAUAAAUUUGCACUGGCAGUAUAGGGCAGGGGUAUAUAGGAGACUGGUUCCUACGUUCGCGCAGUUCCCGGUGUUCCUGUGUCUGGCGGAGACGGUGAGGAGGAUGUGUGGCGCCAACGUGGGCUUGUUGGGAUUGAUGUUCGGGAGGCAGAAAGAGGCCCCGACGCUUGAGGGCUGGCAGGAUACUACGGCUGGCCAAGAGGGAGCUAUUGUAGCUGCCGGGCAAGAAGGUGCUGUGGACGCUCCUGUACAGCUGGCGCCGUGGCUGGAGCCGAGCAUGGCGAAUGAGGGGGCUUUGUGGUUCCAGGACCUUACCGUGGCCGACCCAACGCUGACGCUGCCGUUUCUGGUAUCGGGAAUCAUGUUCUUGAACCUCUGGAGGGCCUCGGUGCAGGCUAAGGGGUCGCGGAGGGAGUCAUUGCCAGCCAAAACGCUGCGUCGUACGCUGCUGCUGCUCACGCUCGCUAUCGGACCGUUAACGCUUAAUGUUCCGGCCGGUGUCAUGGUGUACUGGCUAGGCAGUUCACUGUGCGCUAUGACAACUGGAGCGUGGUUGGACAGCAGGUACCCGCUGAAGGUGCCGCCGAAAGCCGCUAAAGGCCGUAGAUGA